This is a messenger RNA of Phodopus roborovskii (desert hamster), 1677 nucleotides long. It is a transcript of the gene Otulin, whose product is annotated as OTU deubiquitinase with linear linkage specificity. Lineage: Eukaryota; Metazoa; Chordata; Mammalia; Rodentia; Cricetidae. The record is from RefSeq and is a predicted model, not a curated record. The transcript has 7 exons. Gene Ontology annotation, molecular function: cysteine-type deubiquitinase activity. Gene Ontology annotation, biological process: protein linear deubiquitination. The coding region runs from base 49 to 1107 and encodes 352 amino acids.
UAGCCACGGCUCCCGACGGCCGGACCGCAGGGCCCGGCGUGGCCGCCCAUGAGUCGGGGAACCAUGCCUCAGCCUGGAGCGUGGCCCGGAGCGAGCUGCGCCGAGACGCCGGCGCGGGAGGCGGGGGCCGCGGCGCGGGACGGCGGGAAGGUGACGAGCAGCGCGCAGCCCCGGGCCGCGAUGCGGUGCCCGGCCGAGCACGAGGAGGACAUGUACCGUGCUGCAGAUGAAAUAGAAAAGGAGAAAGAAUUGCUAAUACAUGAAAGAGGGAUAUCAGAACCUAGGUUAAGUGUGGCUCCUGAAAUGGAUAUUAUGGACUACUGCAAGAAAGAAUGGAGGGGAAAUACUCAGAAAGCCACAUGUAUGAAAAAGGGUUAUGAGGAAGUUUCUCAGAAAUUUACAUCUAUAAGGCGAGUACGUGGUGAUAAUUACUGUGCGCUGAGGGCUACGCUGUUCCAGGCCAUGAGCCAGCUGGCGGAGCUGCCCCUCUGGCUGCAGGACCCGGAGCUCAUGCUGUUACCAGAAAAGCUGAUAAACAAGUAUAGCUGGAUCAAGCAAUGGAAACUUGGACUAAAGUUUGAUGGGAAGAGUGAGGACCUGGUUGAAAAAAUUAAGGAGUCCCUUGCCCUGCUGAGGAAGAAGUGGGCAAGCCUGGCUGAAAUGAAAACUGCUGAAGCAAGGCAGAUAGCUUGCGAUGAAUUGUUCACCAAUGAAGAGGAGGAAUAUAGCCUCUAUGAAGCUGUAAAAUUUCUAAUGUUAAACAGAGCCAUCGAACUCUAUGAUGAUAAAGAGAAGGGAAAGGAUGUCCCGUUUUUUUCUGUGCUCUUGUUUGCUCGAGACACAUCAAAUGACCCUGGACAGCUACUGAGGAACCACCUAAACCAGGUGGGACACACUGGUGGCCUUGAACAGGUUGAAAUGUUCCUUCUUGCCUAUGCUGUUCGAUACACCAUCCAGGUGUACCGGCUGUCCAAGUACAACACUGAAGAGUUCCUCACUGUCUAUCCCACAGACGCCCCCAAGGACUGGCCUGUGGUGACCCUCAUAGCAGAGGAUGAUCGGCACUAUAAUAUCCCUGUCAGAGUGUGUGAGGAGACGAGUCUGUGAGAGACACUUGUGGACAGCCAUGUGAGGCCACAUAGGUGCACAUCAGUGCCUCCUCCUGGGGCCCUUAGGUGUGUGGGUCUCCAAGGGCAAUCUGGGGGAACUCUUGGGCUGCUGGAGCCAAGCUGGACUGUGAUGUUCUGAAGACUAGCUGCUGAUAAUGAGAAGUAGCCCAAGUCUUCACUCAUUGUUCUGUUACACAGUGUGUUUCAUUGGGGGCUCCAGCAUAUACCUUUGGAAGGUACAAACUACGCCACCAUAAGGCAGAUGCUUUUGUGUCAGAGGACACUGGAAAGGAAUAUGUCCAAUGAAAGUUCUGAUGGUAAACUAGUGUUACUUUUUAAGAUAGUAGUUUUGGUUUUGAUUUUUAUUCUUUUUAUGGGGAUGGCGGUGAUGGGUUCAUUAGUGGUCUUCCUAUGAGAUAUGUGUAAGUGGUGAGAUCCUGGAAUGGAGAGUUACAUUAUCUUUUGAUGGCCUCAUCUGCUUUUGGAGGAAUGGGCAGUGAAUUUAUAUGCCAGUUAAUACUAUUUUAAGUAGACUGUCUCUUAGAAGAUUAAGAAUUGGGUCCCAGAG